CCUUUUUGUUUCUCUCUGCCCACCCAGAUGUUCAAGGUAGCAGCCUUCGCCUGCGUGUGGGCAGCCGCUUGGUGCAAUCCAGCCGUGGCGGCGGCGGGGUCCAUAGCUGCAGCGGCGACGGGAGCCGGAGGCAGGUCAGACAGCGGGAAUUUCCUGGAUGAUAAGCAAUGGCUUACAACCAUCUCCCAGUACGACAAGGAGGUCGGACAGUGGAACAAAUUCCGAGACGAUGAUUAUUUCCGUACAUGGAGUCCACUUACAUCCUUUGAUCAAGCUUUAGACCCAGCUAAAGAUCCAUGCUUAAAGAUGAAAUGCAUUCGUCAUAAGGUAUGCAUUGCACAAGAUCAACAAACAGCUGUUUGCAUUAGCCACCGGAGACUGACACACAGGAUGAAAGAAGCUGGUUUAAGUCAUAAACAAUGGAGAGUUGGUUCUCUUUCAUCAUGCAAACAGUGUCCUGUAAUUUAUACCAAUCCGGUUUGUGGAUCCGAUGGUCACACAUAUUCUUCUCAGUGCAAACUAGACUAUCAGGCAUGUGCCUCAGGAAAACAUAUCUCAGCUAAGUGUGAAGGACGUUGUCCUUGCCUUUCAGAAAAGGCCACAAGUGCAGGCAGAGGUGAUAAGAGAGCGUGUGGCGACUUGGAGUUCAGAGAAGUUGCAAGUAGAUUGCGAGACUGGUUCAAGGCACUUCAUGAAAGUGGAAUUCAGAAGAGAGCUAGACCUUUGCAAAGGCCCGAAAGAAGCAGAUUUGAUACCAGCAUUUUACCAAUUUGCAAGGACUCUCUUGGCUGGAUGUUUAACCGACUUGAUACAAACUAUGACCUACUUUUGGACCAAUCAGAACUUGGAAGUAUAUAUCUUGACAAGAAUGAGCAGUGCACCAAGGCAUUCUUCAAUUCUUGUGACACUUACAAGGACAGUUUAAUAUCAAACAAUGAAUGGUGUUACUGUUUCCAAAGGCAGCAAGAUCCACCUUGCCAGUCAUUGCUCAGCAACAUUUACAAACAACAAGGGGGGAAGAAGUUUCUAGGGCAGUAUAUUCCUUUAUGCGAUGAAGAUGGCUACUAUAAACCAACUCAGUGUCAUGGAACUGCAGGUCAGUGCUGGUGUGUUGACAGAUAUGGCAAUGAGGUAACAGGAUCCCGAACACACGGGGCUGCAGAUUGUGAUUUAGAGACUUCAGGGGAUUUUGCCAGUGGUGAUUUCCAUGAAUGGACAGAUGAUGAGGAUGAUGAUAUCCUGAAUGAUGAAGAUGAAAUAGAAGAUGAUGAUGAUGAAGAUGAGGGUGACGAUGAUGACGACGACCAUGAGGGAUACAUUUGA
This is a messenger RNA of Thamnophis elegans (Western terrestrial garter snake), 1323 nucleotides long. It is a transcript of the gene SPOCK3, whose product is annotated as SPARC (osteonectin), cwcv and kazal like domains proteoglycan 3. The record is from RefSeq and is a predicted model, not a curated record. Gene Ontology annotation, molecular function: calcium ion binding; protein binding. Lineage: Eukaryota; Metazoa; Chordata; Lepidosauria; Squamata; Natricidae.